Nematolebias whitei (Rio pearlfish) is the source of this 2961-nucleotide messenger RNA. RefSeq names its product serum/glucocorticoid regulated kinase 1 (gene sgk1). Gene Ontology annotation, biological process: protein phosphorylation. The transcript has 13 exons. Gene Ontology annotation, molecular function: protein serine/threonine kinase activity; ATP binding. The record is from RefSeq and is a predicted model, not a curated record. NCBI's taxonomy places the organism in Eukaryota, Metazoa, Chordata, Actinopteri, Cyprinodontiformes, Rivulidae. Bases 1 to 1842 code for a protein of 613 amino acids.
AUGAAGCUUGUGAACGGGGGAGGAGGAGUGGGAGGAGGAGGAGGAGAGAAGACAGCCUUCUCCUUUAAGAAGUGUUCGGCCUUUCAGUUCGUGAAGAGGAAGGUUCGAAGAUGGAUGAGGAACCCCAAGGUGAGCGUAGAGAAAGGUCACGGGAAUGGCCUCCUUUACCCUUGUCCAAAGUGUCCGCUGGCUGAAGAUCUGUGGUACACACACUUCCCCUCGACUUAUGGCUGCUGUCACUACUCGGGCCUACAGGGAGGCCAGUACUACCAUCAGGAACCAUGCUCGCCUUGUGUCACCAGCGGACAAACCGACGGGCAUGAGAAAGGCAAAGGCUGCAAGGUCAGGAAGUGGAAGAUGCUGUCUCGCCAUCAUAACGAGAACUCAAACAAACAUAAGGAGGCAGAGCUAGACGUCCACCUGGGAGGUUGUCAGUGCUGGGGGCUCCACAACUCGCCUCUCCUGGCCAGCCCCAUCAUCCUGGAGUGCUCCAUCUGCAGUGGGCCCUACAUCAGCUACGCCCUGGAGGACACCUGGCAGCCACGCCAACGAACACAAGCGAUGGACCUGUACUACCACAAUGAGUCAGACUCGGACAACUACUGUUGCCCUGGCGACAACGCUUUUAUGAAACAAAGAAGGAUGGGUCUGAACGACUUCAUUCAGAGGCUCGCCACAAACUCCUACGCCUGCAAGCAUCCUGAAGUUCAGUCUAUUCUGAACCUGACUCCUCCGCAGGAUGCUGAGCUAAUGAAUGCCAACCCUUCUCCUCCUCCCAGUCCAUCCCAGCAGAUCAACCUUGGCCCGUCGUCCAAUCCCUCAGCCAAACCCAGCGACUUCCACUUCCUCAAAGUGAUCGGCAAGGGCAGCUUCGGCAAGGUGCUCCUUGCACGCCAUCGCACAGACGACCAGUUUUACGCCGUCAAAGUGUUACAGAAAAAGGCCAUUCUCAAGAAAAAGGAGGAGAAACACAUUAUGUCAGAGAGGAAUGUGCUCCUAAAGAAUGUCAAGCACCCGUUUUUGGUGGGCCUGCACUACUCCUUCCAAACCGCGGACAAACUUUAUUUCGUCUUGGACUACAUCAACGGAGGAGAGUUGUUCUACCACCUGCAAAGGGAACGCUGCUUCCUUGAACCCAGAGCCAGGUUUUACGCUGCGGAAAUCGCCAGUUCGCUGGGUUACCUGCACUCCCUCAACAUCGUCUACAGAGACUUGAAGCCAGAGAACAUCCUGCUGGACUCACAGGGCCACAUCAUUCUCACAGAUUUCGGGCUCUGUAAGGAGAAUAUCGAACCCAACGGGACCACGUCGACAUUCUGCGGUACACCAGAGUAUUUGGCUCCUGAGGUGCUACACAAGCAGCCGUAUGACAGGACAGUAGACUGGUGGUGCUUAGGAGCGGUCCUGUACGAGAUGCUGUAUGGCCUGCCUCCGUUCUACAGCCGUAACACAGCGGAGAUGUACGACAACAUUCUGAACAAACCUCUGCAGCUCAAACCCAACAUUUCCAACGCAGCCAGACACCUGUUGGAGGGACUGCUACAAAAGGACCGAACCAAGAGACUGGGCUGCACAGAGGACUUUAUUGAAAUCAAGAACCACAUAUUCUUCUCUCCAAUCAACUGGGACGACCUCAAUGCCAAGAAGAUAACCCCUCCAUUUAACCCUAAUGUGACGGGACCCAACGACUUGCGGCAUUUUGAUCCGGAGUUCACGGACGAGCCGGUUCCCAGCUCCAUCGGCUGCUCCCCAGACUGCGCACUCGUCACCUCCAGUAUCAAAGAUGCAGCUGAGGCGUUUGUGGGCUUCUCUUACGCCCCGUCUAUGGACUCCUACCUAUAGGACCCAAACACAGGCACUCAACAUGGACUUUAGUCAUUGCUCAUUGAAUACAGACUCAUCGUGCUCGUGGACUGUGCAUCUUGACCCCAAAACACAUUUCUCAUCGGAAUGAUGGAUUUCCCCCCCCCCCCCAAACCAACAUGACAUCUUCACCUACAUGUCUACCUGCCAUUUUUCUCUCAGACUCUUGAAUGCAUUUAAUUUAUUGCAAAGAGAGAAGGUCGGCUGUAACAAUUGACCAGUUGGGGACUGUCACCAUCAACAAAAAUCUGCUUAGUCGUCUUAGCUUUCCCAUUCCUCGCCCGAUGGGGAGGUCUUUUUGCACAUAUGGCUCAGGCAGCUUUAACAGCAUCCCUUCAUCCUGACAUCACAAGCACACAUGGAAUCUCCCACCUACUGUCUAAAAAGGCUGGAAAAGAUCGUCCAUGUAGCGAAGCAUCUUCCACCCACGUGGACCUACCCGUUGAGUCUGAAUGAGUAGCUUGAAGAUCACUUUUUGGUGCUUUUUAUUUUUUUUUUUAAAGGGAGUUUGGGGGAAGCUGAUUGUUACAGAGAGGAGGGUGUAUCAUUUCUCUCAGAGGUGCCUUUGUUUUAUUUAUUUCUUUCCAUCAGUACUCUCACCAUUUGAGUUGUUACCAUUAGAGCAUUUUUUUUUUCUCUUUGUGUACUGGUAAUUAUUUUCUUAUUGUGAGGAUGUAGCACUAAGUUAUGAGACGCAGGGACUCAAAUGUUUCACUUCUUCAUUUGCACAUUAAAGCUGAUUGAGAGAUGGAGAAGAUGGCACCACCGCUGGGUGUUACCACCACCCUGUCAUGGUUCCGCUUGCCAACUGCGUCCCCCUCGUAGAGUCUUCCGAUUUCCUCACACCGAUGUAACGGCGGUCCUUUCGUCAAAACUGAACAUUCCACUUUAAUAUUGCUGUAAUGCGACUUGACGGUAUUUAAGUUUCUUGUACAGUUGGAGUUUUGUGUACUAGUUUAAAUGUAUAUUGAACAAAAGCCUAAAGGUAUGCCUAAAAUAUGUAUAUGUAACAAUUCAUGUUUAAUGUACUGUAAAUUGUAAAAUUGUUUAUGUGACCAUGUUUGGUUUGCAAUAAAAGUUUAACUUUAUUACACCUUA